Molecule: messenger RNA, 2292 nt
Organism: Biomphalaria glabrata
Lineage: Eukaryota; Metazoa; Mollusca; Gastropoda; Planorbidae
Exons: 5
Coding region: 231-866 (211 amino acids)
Source: RefSeq, a predicted model, not a curated record
AAUGAUAACAACAUGUUAAAUAUAAAGACAAAGUUUAGUUGUAUAUACAUAGAUUCUAUAUUUAGAUCUACAUAUAUAGUCUAUAGGGGAGAAGAUGGCUCCAUAUAAUAUUAUAGCCAGGGUUUAAACCCGGGACCAGAGAGUCGACUGUCCAGAGUGCAUAAUACCAGUAUUAAAGAGUGUAAACUGUAGACAAAAGCAUAUGCCAAGAGUUGAUACUGAUUUUUACAAUGACAAUGAAGGUCAAUAAAGUUGGCAAGCAUAAAAGAAUCAUUAUUGACUCUUCUGAUUCAGAAUCUGACAACAAUGAAUCAAAAAGUAUAAACAGAAAGUCAUCAAGAAUUUCUCAAAAACAAAAGAAACCAAAGUUUCAACUUCCAUCAAGAGAUGAAAUCUGGAAAAAAAUACCAACUGUAGAAGGAAGUUCUAGUUUAAAAAGCCUAACACCAAAAAAGAAUGUUAACAACUUAACAAAAAUAUACAGUGAUUAUAAUUUUGAUGAUUAUGAAGAUACAAGCGACAGCAUGUCAUCAACUGAAAGUUUCUCAGAAGAAGAUAUAAAAACACAUUCUGGAACGUCAAAUAAAAAGCACAGAAUUCGCAAUUACUACUCACGAAUCACUCAAGUUGAUUCCAGUGAUGAAGAACAGAAACAAACAAACUUACCAGUAUCUCAUGUAUACCAGUUGAGCACACCCCUUAAGGAUCCAGAGGAAAACAAUGAAGACAAUGACAAUGGUGACAGUGCAUCUCAAACUUUUGGGGAAUAUUUAAAAGAAGACAGUUCUGAGGAUGGCGAUGAAUUAACAACCACUGUGCCAAAAAGAUUCAAGAGGAAAAGAUAUUCACUUCCAGAUAGCGAAUAAGAAAAAGAUGAACGCCAGGAACAGUAAAUUUAACUAAGUUUAAAAACCAGUUGGUUACCAUUGAUAAGUUUUGAGAUUUCUAAAAUAACACAAGAGUAUAAUAAAUUGAUUGAAUUGAUCAACACAUUGCAACAAUGUUAAACAAUGCCAAAAAAAAGUAAGUUUUUUUUAUACCGGUAGUAAAAAUGCACUAAAACAGACAUUUGAAUAGUUUUAAAUAUAAAAGAUAAUUUCGUUCAUAAGACUAACUUAAGCUCUACCAUGUAACCAUACAGCACUCUACCAUGUUGUACAAGUAAACCCAAUGUAUUAGCAGUAUCACAUAUUUAUAAAUUAUAUGAGUGCAUUUACAUAGCCUUGAGCUUCACCUUACAGCCAGUCUUGCCUUUGAACCAAUAACAUUUUAGAAUUCUAGUUAAUCAUGUAGUUUAUGGCUCUCUAACUCAGUCAAGAGGUCCACCACAAAACUUUCACAAGGCCCAGUGCUCAAGCAAACUGUCACUUCAUUUUAUAGAACAAAAAUCUAUAAAUUGCACUCCCGUACAAAACUACUGACUCAAUGGGAAUGCUUGUAUAGAUACUUGGUCUGUUCAACUUUUAUGCAUUUUUUGUAAGUUUGGAUCUUGUCUCUUGUGAAAUCUCUGAAGCAGCCUACAUGAGAAUAAAUAUUUAAUACAAUUCUGUUACAGCACUAAUAUUUAAAAUGUACACUUAGUUAUUGUACAAAAAAGUGAUAAUUUGAUAAAUUAUGUAUAAUUUGAUAAAUUAUGUAACUUUGUAAAUAACCAAUAUCUUAAUUAUUUUUUACAAAAACAUAAUAAUUUUGUGCAUAGCUAACAUUUGUAUUAUUUGUACAUUGCUAACAUUUCAAUUAUUUUGUACAUAGCUUAUAUAUCUAUUUUUAUUGUGCAUUGCCUACAUCAUUAUUAUUUUGUAAUUAGCAAAAUCUCAAUAAUGUCAACACCUUAAUUAAUUAUGUAGCGCCUAGCCACUAUUUUAACUAUUUUAUAAAUAAAUAUAAUAUUAAUUAUGCUUUACAUAAACGUAACCUUAAUUCUUGUUGUUGCAUAUCCAACAUCAUAAUUAUUUUAUAAUUUAUCUAACAUCAAUUUUUGUGUGCAUUGCACGUAGCAAUCAUUGAAGUUUUAUUUGUAAAUUUAGUCUUCUUUGUAACCAGGUCUUUUUUCCAUACUUGCUAGACAUUUUGAGUCUGUGCAUACCUCAUCACUCAGAGUUUUUUGUUUUUGAUGUUUUUUCUUUCAAUCAGAUCCAGUGAUAAUAAAGGUUUAGUCUUAAUUUUUUUUUUUUUUAAGUUUUCUUUUCAUUGAAGAGUUUCUUUAGUCUGUGCAUGCCACACCACCCAUAGUUCAUUGUUGUGGUUUUGCAAAUGGACCCAGUGAAAAAAAUAAAAUUUUAUUUUUCUUUA